ACAAUGCAAUUAAAAGUCGUCUUAGUCAUUUAUUGCAUUAAUUUACUUCAAAAUUUCCGCGAAACAGCUGCUUACUUCUCAAACACUCGCAUCAUUGGUGGCGACAAAGUCUCACGUCAUCAAUUUCCCUACCAAAUAUCUCUGCAUCUGAAUGGAAAUUACCAUUGUGGCGGCGCCCUGAUCGAAGAUAGUUGGCUGUUAACAGCGGCACAUUGUUAUCAUGCCAAUUAUUUAGAAAUUUCGGUUUUUGCUGGCGUCUAUGACUUACGAAUGGCGCAUGUAACAGGUCAACGAAGGAAUGUCGUUAUGUUUCACAUGCACGAAGACUAUGACGGCGGAGUUGGUGCUGAUGAUAUCGCUUUGCUGAAAGUUGAUAAGGCAUUCGAGUUGAAUGAUUUUGUUAAAGUGAUAAAGUUACCUGCUAUGAAUUUGUAUCCCGUGGGAAAAGGAAAAAUUUCUGGCUGGGGUUCCAUUACUGAUACAAUAAAUCCUGAAUAUCCCUCGGUACUUCAUUCGGCCUUCCUUCCGAUUCAUCCGGAAAAAGUUUGUAUCGCAUUAUGGCGAAAUCCAGCCCUGAUGGACAAAACUUUUUGCGCUGGGACACUAGAUGGCGAUCGAGUGACGUGUUCCGGCGAUUCUGGAUCGCCCUUUGUUCAACUUGACUCGAGUGAUGGCGAGAAAAAACUUGUGGGAAUCGUUUCUGGCGGCGCUUGUGGCGUUAAAAACAAACCAAGUAUCUUUGUUCGAGUCGCUUUCUACAACGAAUGGAUCAAGGCUUCCUUUCAUCGAUAUCGCAGACAAAGAAUUUGGUUCAAUGGAUGGACAAAAUAAAAGAAAAUUUGUUACUCGUGUCACAAAAUAUAAGCCACUUACCACGAGAGAUGUUGUACAAACAAGUCGCACAUUAAUUGAUGUUUUAGCAAAACAUUUCUCAUUCCCAUUCAUUAUCGUUCUUCCGUAAAAACAUUGCAUGACAUACAACAACUUGUUUAACGCUUCAUUCGUUGAUGUUGUGUUGUGUCGUUGUUUGGCUCAAAAUGAAAACAUCAAAAUGUCCAUAGAGUAGUUGCCCGAUGGUGUGAUGAGAAAUUUGUGUGUUUGUGUGUUCGCCUCAACGCAUCAGAUGAAAAGUUGUGUAUUUUAUUAUGAUAACAUGGUUUUAACAUAAUUAUUUGACAUGAACAAGUUAUUCAAAUAUUCAUCGGGGCAUGAGUUCAUCAUCAGUGUUCGUUCGUUUUGCAGCAUUGCAGUAAAUAAAUUUGU
Messenger RNA from Culicoides brevitarsis, 1263 nucleotides. Its product is annotated as trypsin-3-like. NCBI's taxonomy places the organism in Eukaryota, Metazoa, Arthropoda, Insecta, Diptera, Ceratopogonidae. The transcript has a single exon. Gene Ontology annotation, biological process: smooth muscle cell migration; plasminogen activation. The coding region runs from base 4 to 831 and encodes 275 amino acids. The record is from RefSeq and is a predicted model, not a curated record. Gene Ontology annotation, molecular function: serine-type endopeptidase activity.